CGUGUGGAAUCACAUGUAAAUAUCACAGACUCAGUACUGUUUACUGCAACGUCAAUUUCUGUGUGUUAAAUGAGAUUUAGGUGUUCAUGUGACUUUUUCUAAUGUGACCACAGUGGCUUAUCAAACAGAAUGAAGACUUUCUCGUGUCUUUUCGUGGUCGUUACACAACGUUGCGACUAAAAGUUGAUUUUAUUCUGUUUUCUUCAUUCCCUUCACACUAAAAGUCUCACGGAUCUUUCAAAAGCUAUUUCAGGAUAUAUAGUCGACGUGUGAUUUUUUGCAUCGUGAUGUUUGAAACGCCACCGCACUUGCUGCUGCGCUUCUUGCUCGUGAGGUUACCUAGUGGUGGGCGAUACUGUAAAUAUCGGCGUCGAACUGAUACCAGAGUCGAUACCUAUACCUGUUAUAUUGUUAAGACUGUUGAUUUUAUUGUACCUUUACAAGUGUAACAUUACGAACAGCACAACGAAUACACACAUAUUUGCGAAAAGAAAUAAUGAAAAUACAUUAAAAAGGUAGCGAUCAUGACUUAGCAUCGAUCCGAAAAAUGAUACAACUAUUGGUAUCGAUUGCGUCGAUUAUUUGUAUCGAUAAUUCCAGCCUCCACAGUUUUCGUUGCCUCGUGCAAGUGGGCGGUUACCUCUGAGCGUACACGCUGCAAAUAACAAUACCAUAAUAUUGAUAGUGUACAUAAUACAUAUUUCCACUUUCAACAUAGAAAGACUGUUGGCAGGUUUUGGUGAAUUGUUCGGUAUAUUUAUUUAUUUAUUUUACGGGAUUAGUCAGUUAUGUAAAAACGAUGUAAAAAUUCCGCCACUGGCGCGAUUGUUGCUUGAAAACAAACGUCUAGCUGUGACAAAAAAAGCCUACUGCUACUGCCUCAAUCUGAGGAAAAGAAGCACGCUUUGACAACUUGUAUUGUUAAUAUGUAAAACAUGUAAUGACAAAGAUAUGUUUUAACGGAGGAUGUUAUCUUUGUGGAUUGAUAUCUAAACCAUUUUCGUGUUCUUUAAUGUACGCGCUUUUAACCAUUCGACGUGCUUUUGCCUUCUAAAGGGCUGAAUAAGUGGUAGCUACUAGUCGUGCCUAUCCACGCAACAGCGCAGCAGAGAAAUAGAUGAGGGAUAUAUUUGCUUUUUGCACGAAGCCCGUUUAGCUGCCUUUAUACGAUGGAGCGUCAAGAUGAGCUAAAUGGUGCCAUUGAGAGCUUAAACCAUCAGAACGCAAUGGAGGAGCCUGGCUCUCCCACACUUAGCCCCAAGCUGGAAGAUCUCAGUAUUAUGGAUAGAAGUGACAACUAUUGGCCAGUUCCUAAUGAGGAGAAGAAGUUGGACAUGGACAACACCAAGACCCGGGAUGACAACUCUAUACAAAUGAAAAAUCUUAACGUUGACGACCGAACGCCACUGUGUGUUGGGUUAGGCCCAUAUUUUGCUGAUGGCAAGCGGCGAGUGGACUAUGUACUGGCCUAUAACAUUCAGAAACCCAACAGCGCACGGCGCAAAUCUCCCAAGUUUGCGGACGGCAACUUUGUUCGCCGGCUCCGACGCAGUCUGAGCUUGAGAAACAGCCGUGCGCCUCUUCAGCCCAAAGAGGACCCCGAGAUUGCUGCCCAAGAACAACAGACUGAUUAUCAUGAAGAUGACAAGCGGUUCCGGCGGGAGGAGUUUGAAGAAAACCUCGUACAGACUGGGCUGGAGUUGGAAAAGGAUGAGCAGAGUAAGAUUCCAGGAGUUGUCUUUUUGAAGAUCCAUGCUCCAUGGAAUGUCCUGUGUAGGGAGGCUGAGUUCAUGAAACUUAAGAUGCCAACAACCAAGGUUUUUGAUGUGAAACAAGGGGGUAAUAUUGUUGAAAAGAUUCGACUGUUCAUACACAAAGUCACAGCACCUCUGCACCCAAAAGUGGACAACAUUCAGCCACAAUGUGUGAAAUCCCUCUGUCACCCUUUCUCCAGAGAGAAGGAACACAUGUUUGAUCUGUCAGACAAAGACAAGUUCUUUGACAGCAAGACCAGGAGCGCAAUAGUGUAUGAAGUGCUGAAAAGGACAAGAUGCACCAGGGCUACAUACUCAAUGGGGAUUACCAGUCUGCUAGCCAAUGGUGUGUAUACAUCUGCUUACCCCCCUCAUGAUGGAGACAUUGAAGGACUGAAUGCUGAACCAAAUGACAGAAAGACAUUGUAUGAGGAGUGGGCCAGCUACAGUGUCUUCUACAAGUACCAACCCAUUGGACUAAUUAGGAAGUAUUUUGGGGAAAAGGUUGGAUUGUACUUUGCUUGGCUUGGAGUCUACACUCAGAUGUUGAUCCCUGCAGCCAUCGUUGGAGUCAUUGUCUUCCUUUAUGGCUGUGCCACUGUUGAUGACAACAUACCAAGUAUGGAGAUUUGUGAUCCGAGGAACAACAUCACCAUGUGCCCGCUUUGCGAUAGCGCCUGUAGCUACUGGAAGCUUGUGACAGCGUGUGGUACCGCCCGAGCCAGCCACCUCUUUGACAACCCAGCAACUGUCUUUUUCUCCAUUUUCAUGGCCCUGUGGGCGGUUCUCUUCAUGGAGCACUGGAAGAGACGGCAGAUACGACUGAAUUAUGUUUGGGACCUGACCGGUUUUGGAGAGGAAGAGGAGGAGGAACAUAAGGACCAUAACCGAGCCGAGUAUGAGCUCCGUGUCAUGCAAAAGGCAAUGAGACAAGAAAAUUCAACCUCAAAGGGUGAGAAGGUAAAGCUGACAUGUACAGACAGACUUCCAGCUUACUUGACAAUGGUGGCCAUGAUGGCUUUCAUGAUCUCAGUGACUUUUGUCAUUGUCUUCGGGGUAAUCCUCUACCGGAUUAGCAUUAAGACAGCUUUGCACAUCAGCACCUACCCUGCAGCACGGUACAAUGUCCGGGCCACUGUCAAAACCACAGCUGCCAUCAUCAACCUCAUCGUCAUCAUCAUUUUAGAUGAAAUCUAUGGUGCUGUCGCACGCUGGCUUACUGUACUUGAGGUUCCAAAAACAGACAGAAGCUUUGAAGAGAGGCUUAUCUUCAAGACGUUUAUUUUGAAGUUUGUUAAUGCCUUCACACCAAUUGUUUAUUUGGCUUUUUUUAGAGGACGGCUUGUGGGGCGGCCAGGAAAAUACCUGUAUGUUGUCGGAUCAUACAGAAUGGAAGAGUGUGCGCAUGCAGGAUGCCUUAUGGAGUUAUGCAUCCAGUUAUGUAUCACCAUGCUUGGCAAGCAGCUCAUCCAGAACAACCUGUUUGAGAUUGGCAUACCCAAGCUGAAAAAAAUGCUACGCAAGAAGAAGUCCGACCUAGACACAAAGCGAGAAGAGGAACUGGCCAAAACAUUGCAACGGCAUGAGAAGGAUCACUUCCUGGGCCCCUUUGUUGGCCUUAAUCCAGAGUAUAUGGAAAUGAUCAUCCAGUUUGGGAUGGUGACUCUUUUUGUGGCCUCCUUUCCUCUGGCGCCACUCUUUGCUCUUCUGAAUAACAUCAUUGAGAUACGCCUGGACGCCAAAAAGUUUGUUAUGGAGCUCAGAAGGCCGAUUGCUGUCAAAGCCAAAGAUAUUGGUAUCUGGUACAACCUGUUAAGAGGCCUUAGCAAGGUGGCAGUCAUACUGAAUGCCUUUGUCAUUGCCUUCACAUCUGACUUCAUCCCACGGCUUGUCUACCAGUACAUGUACAGUCCUGAUGGCACCAUGCACGGCUUUGUCAAUCACUCUCUGUCAUACUUCAACGUGAGUGACUUUCAGCCAGGUACAGACCCUAUCCAGCCAAUGAUCCUUGGCCAUAAGGUAAACACAUGCAGGUAUAAAGACUACAGAGAGCCUCCCUGGUCCAACACACCAUAUGAUCUCUCCAAGGAGUUUUGGGCCAUUCUUGCAGUCCGCCUUGCUUUUGUGGUUGUCUUUCAGAACGUCGUGAUGCUCAUGAGUGACUUUGUGGAUUGGUUGAUCCCAGACAUACCAAAGGACAUCAGUCUCCAGAUCCACAAGGAGAAGGUCCUCAUGGUUGAGCUGUUCAUGAAGGAAGAGCAACGAAGGAGGCUUACCCUGCGAGACAGUCACAAGUGGAACAGUAGCACAUCCCCGUCAUCCUCAAACAAGAGCCUACUACAACGCACUCGCAGCAAAACAUAAAUUACUCAAGUACCAGCUGUAUUUUUAUUAGAAAAGAAGCACAAACGAAAACACAAUUAAACUCAUAACUAAGUUUAUAAAUGGAGUACUUUCAACAGUAGCUAGAAAAGGUUAUGCAAUUUCAUAAAAGCAGUGGUUCUCCAUUUUAGCUGUUUGAGAUUAUUUGUAGGAAUGGCUUAAAACCUGAAACUUUCACAUAUUCACCAUUUUAGGGCUUUUUCAACAUGUACUGUACAUACGUUAUCUUUUUAAACCCAUGCCAACCUAGAGGCAUUUCUUCAAGUCGAAUGACGAGAAAUUUCAAACGACAUCACAGACUGCAGGAUAACGCAAACAGGGAUUAAGAAGGACAUUGAAAUUAGGAAACAUCAUGAGGGAUGAAAGAGCAUUUAUGCUCUCUCACACCUGGGACUCUCCUCUCGAGACCAUCGAGCAGUAGGGCUGAUGAGCGGCACGUCACAGUGGUCAGGUGACACUUCUGAGGAAGACUUCAGGUGACAGUUGAAACAUGUCAAGGUAAAACACCAUGUAAUACAGUGAAACCUUGGUUAGCGUCAUGAAUCCUUUCCAGAAGGUCCGACUCUAACCGAAACAUAAACCGAGGUUCCACUGUAUACCUAAAACCUAAACAUAUACCGUUCCAAAAUGUUUGGUGUACAUCACUUCAGGACUGAAGGAGUUCAACUCAAGCACAAAGCUUUAUAGGGCUUAUUUUAGGACAUUUCAAGUCAGAUGUAUACUCAGGUGUUAAUCAUUAUACUUCCUGGAGUUAGUCAUUUUUCAUGAGGAUUGGUAAAGUAAAAGGUAACUGUGUAUUUGAUAAACAAAAAACCCCACUAAGCUCUCUGCUCUGGGUGUUUUCUUAUACGCAAAUAAAACCAUCAGGCAAAACAAUGCCAAACCCCACUUAAUCUAAUCCGAAUGGCAUUCUCAGGGAAGAAGCUUGUCUCGUUCAUCCGUCCACAUGGUCCAUCCAAUGGAUAAAAUUCAACAGUACCUCUGCUGUACGUAUAGAAAUGUUGGUCAUUACUGUUUUGAAGAGGUUUGUGGUAGUUAAUGUAUUUGUAUUGGGAGCUUUUUGUUUUUUUGCUCUUUACAUUUUUUCUGCUUUGGAGAAGUAUGGUACGAUAUGUUUAUUUGUUCUAGACGCGUAACAAGUUACAUGAAGGGACAUCACAUGGUUACAUUUGCACAAUUCAACGUGUCUGACAAGGAGUGGGAUGAAGCAGAGUUUAUGUUUAUCCUAACCCUUCCCAAUAUUUUUUACUGAUAAUUCAUUCACACCAUAACUUUUACUUGUUGAAAAUUAUAUUUCUCUUUCCGACAUUUGUUAUUUACAUUUUUUCCCCUUCCUGAAAGGAUGGUGUUAAAAAAAUGAAGCAAAUCAAGAAGCAAAUAGGAGUUUAAAUAAUGACCCUAUAAAUCUUGUUUGAAGAAUGAUACAUUUUUAAUAAUAAAUACAUUUGGAUUAGUAAAACUCCAAAUCCUGCUCCAAAUCAUCCACUCUGUACGCCAUUUGCAAUAUAACGUGAUCCUUUUCAUAAUUUUUCUUCUUUAAAGCUUCCACCUUUCCUUCCGGCCCAUCCAUUUCUUUACGAAUUUAUCUGUGGGCAGGAAAAUUGCCAAAAUACUUAAAAACUUUGAGAUUGGUGCAGAGCUUCUUUCAGUCCAUCCGCACAGGAAGUGACAUCACAAAAAAAAAGUAUCUCCAAAAUCUCAAAGCUCAUGAAAAGGCGUGUAACGCUACAUAUAUUUUUCAUCAUAAUAAUAAUACAUAAAAUUUAUAAGUGCCUUUCUAAACACUCAAGGACACUGCACAAGACACAGACAAGCUACAAAGGAUAGCAUCAACAUGAACAAGCAACUGAAGGACAGUGCAGAAGCAGUCUUGAACAGUUGAAUUUUGAGUCUGGAUUUGAAGAUGGGGAGUGAGUCUGUAUUUUGGAUCUCAGAUGGUAAUGAGUUCGUGGUGAACCAGGAUUUGAUUUCUGAUAGUAAAUUUUCUGAAUGGCUGCCUGUGGUAACGGCGGAGGUGUUGGACUUGAAGGACUUGAGCUGAAAGAACUGAGAACGACCUGUGAGAUACAGCCAUGGAAAAAAUGAUUAGACCACCCUUGUUUCUUCAGUUUCUUGUUCAUUUUAAUGCCUGAUACAACUAAAGGUACCUUUGUUUGGACAAAUAUAAAAAUGACAACAAAAAUAGCUCAUAAGAGUUACAUUUUUUGGCAGUACAAUGCUAUAGCUAUUCAUGUAAGAACUUCAGUGAUUUAGGUUAUUAUCAAGAAAACCAUGGAAGUUGCCAGAUAUCAUCUCUUAAAUUAAACUCUUCUGAGCUUUAUUUGUUAUCAUCAUUUAUAUUUGUCCACACAAAUGUACCUCUAGUUAUUCCAGCCAUUAAAAUGGAUCAAUAAGCUGAAGAAACAAGGGUGGUCUAAUCAUUUUUUCCAUGACUGUAUGAAUGAAACCAGUUGAGGGGGUGUGGGUGAUACCAAUGGAUGACAGUCUAUUGAAGAGGAUGCGGUGUGAGAUAGUGUCAAAUCUCAGUGAGGAUGAGGAUGGAGAGUACCAGAUUUGGCAGCAAUGACGAGGUCAUUGGUGAUUUUCAGCCACACGUGUUGUAGUUUUUAUGUGUUUAUGCAUACGUUUCAUUUAUAGGUUUGUAUUUACAAUAAACAAAUACAGUGCAGUCCAGCCUUUGGCUAAAGUGAGAGUCAUGGCUAUAGUAAUGUGUGAUACCAAUGAUUUUAUUUCCGAUCCAAUACUGAGUAAACUUCAGGUUGGUAUCGACAAUACUGAUCCGAUACUGAUACUUUGUGCAAAUACAGUCAUCCCUCACUUAUGGCGGUUAAUUGGUUCCAGACCUGACCAUAAGUGAAUUUCUGCGAAGUAAGAUUCCUUAUCUAUAAAUUGAAUAUUUUAAUAGCAUGGACAACCUGUUCACAACCUUCUAAAUUUCAGCCAGAAAUACAUAAAAUUUGCUUAAAUAUGCAUAUUAUUGAAUUAAUAAUAGGCCGUAGUCAACCACGAAACAGUGCUGAUAUAUGAAUGUAUUUAGAAAACUGAUAGGAGCCCAAAGUGACGAGGGGCAACUGAACACCUAAUGUGUCUGGUAAAGUAGUGUGUUUCAAAUGAUUGCAUAACGAAUACAAGACAUCAGAGUAAUUUGCUUACUUAUUUUCCAACUGUACUGUUUUACUAACCAAGCUAAUAUACUGUAUAACAACAGAAAAAACUGGUAAAAAUCAUAUAAAAUAUGUGAAAAUGGUGUUAUAAACAAUAAAAAAUAGAAGAAAUAAGAGAAUAAAGCCGUUAAAGUAAAUGAUUAAUGAUUAUGAACUAGGGGCAGCACGGUGGCCUAGUGGUUAGCAUGUUGGCCACACAAGAUCUGCAAGAUCUGGAUUCGAAUCUCCGUUGGGCAUCUCUGUGUGGAGUUUGCAUGUUCUCCCUGUGAGUACGUGGGUUUUCUCCGGGGGCUCUGGUUUCCUCCCACAUUCCAAAAACAUGCAUGUUAGGUUAAUUGGAGACUCUAAAUUGUCCAUAGGUAUGAAUGUGAGUGUGAAUGGUUGUUUGUCUAUAUGUGCCCUGGCAACCAGUUCAGGGUGUACCCCGUCCGAAGCCAGCUGGGAUAGGCUCCAGCAUAACCGUGAGCAUAAGCGGCAUAGAAGAUGGAUGAAUUAAGAACUACUAUAAGUGAAAAGAGUGAAAACUAAUUCACAAUUCACACAUGGCUCCGUUUACGAUCAGCCAUCGUUUCAACAGACUGAGACUGAGUGAUUGAGCAGUGUGCUGCUGCACUUACACAUUACGCACUGACCCAUACCCCGUAAGAAAAAGCAGUUCCCACCAACCGUGUUUCAUUUAGACAAGAUCUCAAUCAUGCUGACUGAUGUACCGCGUAUCAUUAAGACAAGAUCUCAAUCAUGCUGACUGGUAUCGCUGAUUAGCCAUAUUUUGAUUUGAGAAUCAGUUUUAGAGCAUUCACAUCUGAUAUCAGAGGUGUCGAUAUUUCAGUAUGAGCCACACAUGACUACAAGGCUACAAUAGUGGCAGGGAGAAGUCAGAGUUUGAAAAGCCUCUUGUUUAAAUUGCGAACACGUGGCCUUCUCGGUGAAAUACGUAAAGGGACAAAGACACAUGGAUAAGAUGAAAGUGUGCUGCCGUUGUUCAGUAGAGAUGGGGAAUGGGACUACAAGCUGCAACUAUUAAUAUUACAGCCCUGCACAUGUGUAUAUCUUCUGUUUAUUGCACAUUUCUCUUGCUAUCAAUCUGACCACCCAGGAAACCUAAUAUUAAACCUUUUCCUUUUAAUCAUUUCUGUUUGCUGUCACAAAACAUUACAUUCCACUUUUUGUCUGAAAGAUUUUUGGACUGGUGUGAUGUCAAGUGAGGCAAAUGCAGAGAGCAUUUUACUGAUAUUUGUAUCAGUCUAACCUCGUACAAUAGCUUAGCUCCAUACUGGCCUCAUUUUCAUUCGGCUUUUGACAUUUCUUGACUUUCUACUAAAGUUACCAUUAUAAUAAUAAAUGUAUGCAUUGUUACUGUUAAAGCACAGAGCAUAGUACAGUAGUUCCUUGUGUAUGACAAAGCACAAACUGUGUAGAAGUGAUUGUAUUGAAUGUACUGUAAAUGUGUUGUUGAUUGGCCGUGUGCUCAAAAUGUAUGCUACCCAGGUUUUAAACAUAAAAUCUGGACAAAAAGUCUAA
This is a messenger RNA of Dunckerocampus dactyliophorus (ringed pipefish), 8821 nucleotides long. It is a transcript of the gene ano1a, whose product is annotated as anoctamin 1, calcium activated chloride channel a. Gene Ontology annotation, molecular function: protein dimerization activity; chloride channel activity. The transcript is spliced from 26 exons. Gene Ontology annotation, biological process: chloride transmembrane transport. The record is from RefSeq and is a predicted model, not a curated record. Gene Ontology annotation, cellular component: plasma membrane. Bases 1170 to 4118 code for a protein of 982 amino acids. Lineage: Eukaryota; Metazoa; Chordata; Actinopteri; Syngnathiformes; Syngnathidae.